This is a messenger RNA of Tyto alba (common barn owl), 2485 nucleotides long. It is a transcript of the gene STX7, whose product is annotated as syntaxin 7. Gene Ontology annotation, molecular function: SNAP receptor activity; SNARE binding. Gene Ontology annotation, cellular component: endomembrane system; synaptic vesicle; SNARE complex. The transcript is spliced from 10 exons. The coding region runs from base 388 to 1161 and encodes 257 amino acids. Gene Ontology annotation, biological process: intracellular protein transport; vesicle-mediated transport; vesicle fusion. NCBI's taxonomy places the organism in Eukaryota, Metazoa, Chordata, Aves, Strigiformes, Tytonidae. The record is from RefSeq and is a predicted model, not a curated record.
ACGCCUCCGCCGUCACGGCGGGCCGGGGCGGGAACGGGCCGGGGCCUGCCCGCCCCUCCCCUCCCCGCCCUGCCGCCGCCGCCGCGCCCGGUGGGAUCAGGUUCGCCGGGGCCGGGUAAGAGCGGCGGGAGCCCAGCUGGGGCACCGGGUGUUUGUCCGUCCGGAGGAAGGGGUGGUCAGGGCGGUGUCCGGCCAGCCGGAAAGGAGCUGCCGGGCGCGGCGGGAAGGGCCGCAGCGCCCCGCGGGCCCUCACCGGGACCGGGACCGGGACCGCCCCACCGCGGCCCAGCGCUGCCGCCUGGCCUGGGGCGGCUGUGGCAGAAGGGAGGUGGAGACGGUCUGACUUGUUCCCAUCGUGGAUGACCUUGACAACAAAUCUACUCAGCCAUGUCUUACGGUGCAGGCUUUGGGGAUCCUAACCAACUAGCGCAACGCAUAACUUCUAACAUCCAGAAGAUCACACAGUGCUCUGCUGAAAUACAAAGAAUACUACAUCAGCUUGGAACACCACAAGACACGCCUGAGUUGAGGCAACAGCUGCAACAGAAGCAGCAGUACACCAACCAGCUUGCCAAAGAGACUGACAAAUACAUUAAAGAGUUUGGAUCUUUGCCUGCAACAAGUGAACAGCGUCAAAGAAAAAUACAGAAAGACCGUCUUGUGGGGGAGUUCACCACAGCACUAACAAAUUUCCAAAGACUCCAAAGGCAAGCUGCUGAGAAAGAAAAAGACUUUGUAGCCAGAGUAAGAGCCAGCUCAAGGGUAUCUGGUGGUGCUCCUGAAGACAGCUACAAAGAAGGAACACUUGUCUCUUGGGACAGUCAACCACAAGCACAAGUGCAAGAUGAAGAAAUUACAGAAGAUGACCUCCGUCUUAUUGAGGAGAGGGAAUCUUCCAUUAGGCAGCUUGAGGCAGAUAUUAUGGACAUCAAUGAGAUUUUUAAAGAUCUAGGAAUGAUGAUUCAUGAACAAGGUGAUGUGAUAGACAGCAUAGAAGCCAAUGUGGAAAAUGCAGAUGUACAUGUGCAGCAAGCAAACCAGCAGCUGUCAAGAGCAGCAAACUACCAGCAAAAGUCCCGAAAGAAGAUGUGCAUCCUCAUUAUUAUACUUGCUGUUGGAGUGUUGAUUACUGGAAUCAUCAUAUUUUUACUCUCAAGAUAAGUCUCUGCAGAAAGCACUGUAAUUGGUAUUUAAGUUAUGAAAGGAAAUUCCUAGUCACUCUUUGCUCAUUGUGAAGCUGAGUAAAAUAAUGGUUCUGUACUUCAUCACACUUAUUUUUUUAAUAAGACGUUUUGUUUUAACCUGAGAAGUAACAUUCUCAGUACUACUGUCAGUAUAACUGCCUGCCUUCUUGGAUGUGGGUGCUGUCUUAUCAGAAGAAAACAGUCAAGGUCAUAAACCGUUCCGUUAACUUAAACAUAAAAGCCUAUUAAGGUGUUUAGGGGGCUAAUCAAAAUCCUGAUAAUUUGUUUUGAUGGGGCAGGUAAUUAUAUUUUGGGAUAUUGCUAAAUGUUGCUGCCAAAACAAACUCCUGAAUUGUUGCUCGAGGCAACGAAUACGCAUCUCAGAAUUUAUUUUUAAGUUAGAAGUGUCUUUCUAUCUCUUCCCCUUCCAUCCCACUCACCUGCCCAUUUGAUAUGGGUGGCUCAAAACUAAAAUGUAGGUUUCUGAAAUUGGUAUGAUCUCUCUUUUAUAACUGAAGCCUUUGAAUUAAGCCUUCAGUUUGCCUGAAAUCUUUUAGAUGCUUCAUAUAUCUCUAUAUCUGGCAUUGAGUAUGGUUACGCGUGGAAGCCUCUUGCAAAGGUAGGUAGGGUGGAUGGUGUAAUUAUGUGGACUUUUGGUUUCAGUUCUUGCAUUAAGAAAUACUGUGUUUUAUGUGCACACGUCUGGUUUGUUUGCAUCUGAAAUGUGCAUCAAUGAGCUUGGCUAGAUGAAAAUAAGCUCUAGUCUGUGAAUUCUUAGAUUUGCUGGGAAGAAUAGAAAUUCCCAACUUCCUAACUGCACUUGAAAGUCACUGUUCUGAAACUGCUGUGAUUCAGUUUCCAUGAACAGAUCUAGAGUUGUAUGUGAGGUCUUUCUUACAGCUGAAGAAAAGAAGAUUACAAGUUCAACAGUCGUUUUUGAAAUUAAGUUGAAAUCGGUUGAACUGAUUCAAACUGUUUAAGAUGUUUGAUGCUUAUAGCCUUUAAAAUGACCUUUUCCCUUUUGUGCCAUUUUGUACUAAUAUAUUAAAAAUGUAACAACACUGUUUUGCCAAUUAAUCUAUUUGCCUUUUGAAUUGAUCUUGAUGAACUAAUCUGAAAAGUGUACAGAUGCAAAAUUCACUUAAUCUGUAUUUUAUAGAGUACUUGGACUCUAGACUGAUAGAGAAUGCAUUGUUUACAUGGUGAGCUAUGAAAUAUUAUUUGGGAACAAUCUAACUAUAAGCAUAAACAGACUUCAGAAUUGUAACCAUGCAACCAAAAUAAAGGUCUUUUAAAGAGUA